Molecule: messenger RNA, 1125 nt
Organism: Symbiodinium sp. CCMP2456
Lineage: Eukaryota; Dinophyceae; Suessiales; Symbiodiniaceae
Source: the annotation of a GenBank genome assembly
AUGUCACGACGGAGCCAUGGCAUCUGCCUGGUAGUGGCCGUGGUGACCUUCGUCUCAGCUUGCUGUACCUCAAGACCAUGCCCGAAAGUGUUUGCCGCCAGCGAUUUCAAGGUGGUCCCCAUGGAGGGUAAGGGCUACGGCGUCGUGGCCGGACGGAGUGUCAAAGCUGGUGAGAAACUCUACGAAGAGCCGCCGGCUCUCGUCGUGAACUCGGAGGACUCUAUGCAAGUGCAGCUGUUCCAGACAGUGGCUGCGGCCGUGUUCGUCGUGGUCAACGUCUUGCUCGCGAUUUCCGGGGCAGGUCUUGCAGUGCCAAUUCUCUUCGGUGCUGGCGGCGUGUAUCUCUGGCUCAGGAAUUCUGGCGAUGAUCUGUUGGUCCCCGAUGAGCUGAAGGAGCAAUGGGAAGCUCUCCCUGCCGAGAAACGUGAAGCUCUUGAGAGCUUGAGCGACUGCUCAGCUGGAAAGAAGACGCUGAGUGGGAUCAUUGACACCAAUGCCUUCUCUCGAGGAGCCAGUGCUACUUCGUCGUCCCUCGUGGUAUGUCCAGCAUUGGCCAGGUUGAACCACUCGUGUUCACCCAACUGCCAGCAGUCCUGGGACGGGACCUCUGGCACGGAGAAGCUGUAUGCGAUGUGCGACAUUCGCGAAGGAGAGGAGCUUUGCAUCACCUACUGCGACAUCAGGAAACCACGUGCAGAGCGGAAAGAAGAGCUGAGACUGAAGUAUGGCUUUGACUGCACCUGCCCAGCAUGCUCAUCCUCAGAUUGCUCGCAAAGCGACGAAAAUCGCGUCGCUAUCGCAAGGCUGGAGGAGGAGCUUUGCCGUGAGGGCCCUGCAGACCCUGAGCGCGGCUUGCGCUGUGCAGAGCAGCUCCUGGCAACUAUUGACGAAGAAGGGCUGUCGGACAAGAUGCUUCGAGGUUUGGCCUGCUAUGAGGCCAUGGAGAUGGCUUUGCGCCUUGGCGAUGAAGAGGCUGUGAAAAGCUGGGCAAACAAGGCAGAGCUUUACAUCAGCCAGGCUCGUGGUGCGGAGAACAGUCUAGCACAAGAGGCAGCCAAGUGCGGUGAAAGCCCAAAGCAGCAUCCUCUGUGGGCUGAGAAAGCAGCAGCCUCCUCGCUGGGGUAG